Messenger RNA from Microstroma glucosiphilum, 1401 nucleotides. RefSeq names its product UDP-Glycosyltransferase/glycogen phosphorylase. The annotation marks the transcript as partial. Gene Ontology annotation, biological process: GPI anchor biosynthetic process. Lineage: Eukaryota; Fungi; Basidiomycota; Exobasidiomycetes; Microstromatales; Microstromataceae. Gene Ontology annotation, cellular component: glycosylphosphatidylinositol-N-acetylglucosaminyltransferase (GPI-GnT) complex. The transcript has 3 exons. The record is from RefSeq and is a predicted model, not a curated record. Gene Ontology annotation, molecular function: phosphatidylinositol N-acetylglucosaminyltransferase activity.
AUCGUGUCGGACUUCUUCUACCCUAACCUCGGAGGAGUGGAAGGUCAUAUCUCGGAAAUAUCUGCCCUCCUGGUUGCGCCCCCAUUCAACCACCAUGUGGUCAUCAUCACCCACGCCUACGCUCCAUCGCGCAUUGGCGUGCGUCAUCUCUCGACUGGCGUGACGGUGUACUACCUCCCGCUGAAAGUGAUAGCCUCGCAGGCCACGCUUCCGAACUUCUUCACCUCACACCCACUCCUUCGGUAUAUCUUCAUCCGGGAACGCAUCCAGCUGGUGCACGCCCACCAAGCCCUCAGCUCGCUCGCCCACGAAGCUCUCUUCCACGCCAGGGAAGCCGGUAUCAAGACGGUCUUUACGGACCACUCACUCUUCUCCUUGGACGAGGAUGCAGCUAGUAUCUUGACAAAUAAGCUGCUCCGCUUUGUGCUCAGCGAUGUGGAUCGGGUUGUCUGUGUCAGUUAUGCUGCCAGGGAGAAUACGGUGCUGCGAGCCGGAAUCAGGGAUCCCGGGAGGAGGGUCGUAGUGAUCCCUAAUGCCGUCGACGGGGAAAAAUUCAAGCCCCUUACGCUGAAAGAGCAAAGUACACGAUCGACGACUAUAGUGAUCCUCUCCCGCCUGAUGUACCGCAAAGGCAUCGACUUGCUCAUCGAGGCCAUCCCACGCAUCUGUCUCGCCCAUCCCGAAGUCGACUUUCUCAUCGGUGGUGACGGACCCAAGCGUGUCGAACUAGAACAAAUGCGGGAGCGCUGCCUUCUACUGGACAGGGUUCAGCUGGUAGGCUCUGUCAAGCAGGGUUCAGUGCGCGACCAUCUCACGCGUGGGGAGAUUUUUCUCUCUCCGUCGCUCACAGAGGCUUUCGGCACAUCUCUCAUUGAGGCCGCUUCCUGUGGACUGCUCAUCGUUGCUACCGAGGUGGGGGGAGUACCGGAGAUUCUCCCUUCCCCCGAGAUGCUCCUUCUCGCCGCGCCCAAUACAGACGAGCUGGUGCGCGUCGUGUCCCUCGCUGUGCACAGGGUGAGAACACAGCUGGAGAGCGGAGAUUGGGAUCCUUGGGCCGUUCAUGCGAGGACGAGGGGGAUGUACAGCUGGUCAGAGGUGGUAAGACGGCUAGAGGGGGUGUACUUUGAGGCGAUGCGCGAGAGGAGGGUGAGCAGGAUGGAGAGGCUAAUGCGGUACUGGGACAAUGCCGGGCCCGAGACGGGAGGCGUCUUCUGCAUCGUGGUCAUGGUCGACAUGGUCUUUGCGUGGCUCCUUGAGUGGGGUUGGCCAAAGGCAGAUAUCGAUGUGGUCCUUCCAGUAGCGCCCGGAGUAGCCUCUGAAACUGCGAGCGAGGAGGAAGAGGAGGCGCAUGUCUGGAAUGGAGACGAAGACAGGCGGGGCAGAACGACUGGGAACGAUUAG